Molecule: messenger RNA, 2520 nt
Organism: Entrophospora candida
Lineage: Eukaryota; Fungi; Glomeromycota; Glomeromycetes; Entrophosporales; Entrophosporaceae
Source: the annotation of a GenBank genome assembly
AUGGAUGAUAAAACCUCUCAUCGACUGGUGUUAAACGAGUUUACAUUAUACGAGACAAAAACGAUUGAUCGAACAACUCCAACGGAUCCAACAGAGCUUAAUGUGAUAGAUGAUGAUGUAAUUUAUUCAAAACAAGAAAUAACCGAUAUAUUGACAGUUCUCGAUGAAGGAAAUAGAAUUUCUGGAGGUUUACACAAAGUUGUUACUGCUUACGGGAUAGUUGGCUUCAUUCGAUUUACCGAAGGAUAUUAUAUUUCGUUGAUUACGGAAAAAAGCCCUGUCGCUUUGAUAGGCGGACAUUACAUCUAUCAUAUUGACAAUACGGUUCUUAGACCGAUUGGACCAAAUACUAGAGUAGAAAAGAAGUCCGAUGAACAAAGGCCUGAAAACCAUAGAAAAUUUUCAUACAAUGAAAUGUUUGUAUGGAAUCAUUAUUUAUUAGAAAAUGGAUUUCGUAGUUUAAAAAAGGAUUCUGACUGGAUUCUACCAAUAAUUAAUGGCUUUGUGGAUCAAUCAAAAAUCUCAAUUUUUGGAAGAAACAUUUUUGUAACAUUGAUAGCUAGAAGAUCUCGUUAUUUUGCCGGUGCGAGAUUUUUGAAACGUGGUGUUAAUGAUCAAGGUUAUGUAGCAAACGAUGUAGAAACUGAACAAAUAGUAUCUGAAAUGAGCACAACAUCUUUUAAUCAUUCGGGGAAUAGAUCAUGUAAUAAUCCCAACUAUACAUCAUAUGUUCAACACCGUGGUUCAAUUCCUUUAUACUGGUCUCAAGAUGUUGCCAACAUGAUACCAAAACCUCCAAUAACAUUAAACUUCCGAGACCCGUUUUAUUCAGCAGCUGCAUUACAUUUUGAUAAUAUGUUUCAACGUUAUGGUGCACCGAUAAUAGUUUUGAAUCUUAUAAAGACCAAAGAAAAAAAUCGUAGAGAAUCAAUUUUGGGCGAUGAAUUAGAAGAAUCAAUAAACUAUCUAACACAGUUCUUACCUGAAAAUAGUCUUAAAUAUAAAGCUUGGGAUAUGUCAAAAGCUAGAAAAGGUGAUGAGGAUGUUAUGGAUUUGAUGGAAACUUUUGCUGAAGAAUACUUGGCUGAUACAGGUUUUUUUCAUAGUGGACCAGAAGCUUCUAUAAAUGUAAUAAAAAGAGAAGAGAUUCAAGGUGUACCACAAAAUCAAAGAAUGCAUCUUCGUCAAAAUGGAGUUGUUAGAACAAAUUGUAUUGAUUGUUUAGAUAGAACAAACGCGGCACAAUUAAUUAUUGGUAAAUGUGCCUUAGGUCAUCAGUUAUAUGCAUUGGGAAUAAUUGAUCAACCAAAAGUACAUGUUGAUUCAGAUGUAGUAAACAUGUUAACGGAUAUGUAUCAUGAUCAUGGAGAUACAAUUGCAUUUCAAUACGGAGGAUCAAAUCUUGUUAAUACAAUAGAUUCUUAUCGUAAAAUCAAUCAAUGGACAAGUCAUUCCAGAGAUUUAAUUGAGAAUCUUAGACGUUUUUAUAGUAAUUCUUUUCAAGAUAGAGAUAAACAAGAUGCAAUGAAUCUUUUCCUUGGACAUUAUCCUCAAAGAGAUCAGGAUCUUCCUGCGUUAUGGGAUUUGACAAAUGAUUAUAAAUUACAUUUCAUGGAUCCUCCUAGAUUUAGAAGAGCUAGAAGAAGUUAUAUUAAUUGGUGGACAAGUGAUGCACUAAAUCAAAAAGAUGGACAACAUGAUAUUGCUCGUUAUCAAGUUGUAUCAAGAUUAUCAAGACAAUUUGAUGAGGAAGAAGAUUCUGAUAAAGGUUAUUGGAUAGAAUAUUAUGGACCAAGGUCAAUUACAUCAUUUGAAAAAUUAUUUGCUUUUACUAUGAAUAGUACAACAAAAUAUAUACCGACAAGCGCAAAUCUUUCAACUUAUGACUACAGUCCUUUCACUGUUCGAGUAAAUCCACAAGGCACAAAAGAUAUUCAUUCAUUGAUCGAAUCAAUUGUUGAAAAAAGUUUAAACCCAAGCGUUUCAUCAAGUGAAGCAAAAGAAUAUAAACAGUACAUUAGUCAAAUUAAAAAUAUUUCAUUAACAUCAACACCAACAAGUGACACAGACCCAUCACUUACAAGUCAUUCAGAAUAUCAUCAUUAUGCCAACUAUGUUAAACGUGCCAAUCUUCCAAAUCCAAUAACCGACUUGAACAUUCCGGCAGAUGAAAAAGUUUAUUAUGAUUAUUUAGAAGUUCCGAAAAAAUGUGCAAUUCUACAAGCUGCUGGAUCAAAUCAUUACGCAAAUAGCGGUGUUAAAAGUAGAUAUCAAGCUUAUGAGGCGUGGCUGAAAACUGGGAAAUUGAUCGUUAGCAAUAAUAAUAGUAAAAAUAAAAUUAACACAGUCAAUAGUCUUAUUAUUAGUGGUAAUGGUAGUGGUAGUAGCAUUAUUGUUGGUAAUAAAGAUGGCGGUCUUGUUGUUAGUAGUAAUAAUAACAGUAUUCAAAAUAGAAGCAAUAGCAAUAACAAUUUUGAUCAGAUGAGAAAAGAGUUAUACAAAAUUAACGAAGUUGCUUGA